GUCAGUGCUCGCUGAGUGGCCCGGUCACAUGACGGUGGCGGCGACGGGGGGGACGACGCAGCGAAGCCACACGCAGACACUCGCUCUCUUGCGCGCUCUCGGGCUUCACUUCCGGACGGCGAUCACGCACUUCUGAAGGGCGACGCGAUGAAGGUCUUGCUCCUCCUGGCCCUUGUGGCUCUGGCCUGUGCCGACGAGCUGCCUAGGAUUAAACUUCACAAAUUCAAGUCUGCUCGACGUUCUUUGCAAGAGGUUGACACGGCAGUUAAGGUUGUUCAUCGCAAAUGGGGCAAUAAAGGACCCAUGCCAGAGCCACUUUCCAAUUAUAUGGAUGCCCAGUACUAUGGACCCAUUACCAUUGGUACGCCCCCACAGUCCUUCAGAGUGGUGUUUGACACUGGAUCCUCCAACCUAUGGGUUCCUUCUAAGCAGUGCCACUUUACGAAUAUUGCUUGUU
This is a messenger RNA of Penaeus monodon (black tiger shrimp), 457 nucleotides long. Its product is annotated as lysosomal aspartic protease-like. Lineage: Eukaryota; Metazoa; Arthropoda; Malacostraca; Decapoda; Penaeidae. Gene Ontology annotation, cellular component: lysosome. Gene Ontology annotation, molecular function: aspartic-type endopeptidase activity. Gene Ontology annotation, biological process: proteolysis; cell death. The record is from RefSeq and is a predicted model, not a curated record.